Molecule: messenger RNA, 963 nt
Organism: Brassica napus (rape)
Lineage: Eukaryota; Viridiplantae; Streptophyta; Magnoliopsida; Brassicales; Brassicaceae
Exons: 6
Coding region: 1-963 (320 amino acids)
Source: RefSeq, a predicted model, not a curated record
AUGAAUAUCCUACGUGGUUCUUCUUCAGGGCCAGCUAAGAGGAGCCGUCAAACUUGUCUUCCUCCUGGAUUGAACAGGCCUGCUACGUCCGCUUCUCUUCCUCCUGGAGCGACCAGGCCGGCUUCGUCUGCGUCUCGACAUCCACUUCCAAGCUUAGCUGCUGUGAUGAGUGCACCAGAGAGACGUAACAUGCCUCUUCUCCAUCCACAAAGGCCCAAUGGAACUUUAUGGUUUGGGAUAGACGAUUGCAUCCGGAAAAAUGUAGUGUCAACAUAUCAGUCAAACAUUUGGGGACCAUGGUGGACCUACAGAAUGGUGCCAGAUGAGAAGAAGGUCGCUUGGUGGACUAGUUUUCUGCAACAAUACUAUUGGGAUCCUAAGCAUCACAGUCAAGAGGAGCCACACCAAAAGAGGAGCAAAACGAAUUCUGAGAAUGCUUCCUCAAACCCAGAAGGUUUAGGCACUCACCGUCAUACUUCAGGAUCAAAAAACCACAAGCGUUAUGCUUAUGACUUGACUGUUAAGGCUGGUGGAGUAGCACCUCCAGUCACUGAAGUAGUGCGUAUGACCCAUACUCGCAAGGAUGGCACUUUCAUUGACAAAAGAGCAGAAGGUUUUGUGAAGGCUGCCGAGGUGGCAACCAAUGGCAAAGGGCGAGUUUAUGGGCUUGGUUCAAUUCAGGAUAUUGAUGAUGAACCAAGUGAGACUGCACCAGCAUCUUUAUUUACACAUGUGGCAGUUGAUGGACGCUUGACCACCAUGGAGGGUGUUGUAACUUGCUUGAAGGAUGAUGUUUCCGGCUUGAAGGAGGAUGUAAUUGGUAUUAAGCGAGGCAUUGAGGUUCUGAUGAAGAUGAAUGGAGUGGACCCUGUUACCUUUGAACCUAUUCAGCGUGAGAGCGAUGCAUCUGUUCGAACUCCCCAAUCAAGCCAAGAACUUGACCAAAAUUCUCCCGUACAUUAA